AGUACUUCGUAGUCUUUCUUCCUACAUUCCUCCUCCGACGUCAACAACAAACCUUCUACUUCUACCUCCACGACCUCUAUUUCACCCAAUUCUUGUUGUUCUCCGCGUCCAUGAUCGAGAUCACUCUAUUUUGACGCACUGAGUUAUCCUAACGCUCAGUAGCGGUGUCCCCGAGACGUGGCAGCCUCUUACCAAGUCCUUUCUACACAGCGUCAACAUCGACCACGCUCCUAUCCCCAACACUCUUACAAUUCUCGACAGUUUAUGCACACAUAGACUCCUUCAAUACUCUUCAUAUAACAUUCGAAACAAUCAUUAUACUUGUCUAUAUCCUCAAAUAUGCCUCCAGCCCGAGCACUCAGAACCCGAGUGGCAACGAACGAGAACGAUGAGAAUGUCGGAACAACAAGACUGACCAGGGCUAAGGCCGCUGCUCUUAGCGUAGACGACCUGUCCAGCGCUGCCCAGAAGCCACUUCAAUCCAAGAAGUCAGGUCUCCAAAUCAACCAGCCUCUCCAACGCAAGCGUGCUGCACUGGGAGACGUCAGCAAUGUUACAAAGGGUGACGGAGCUGUCGAGGGAAAGAAGCCCUUGGGAAAGAGUGGCCUCGUGUCCAAGGCCGCCCAACCGACUGGCAUCCAAAAGGUGUCCCGAACCAACUCCACGAGAACCGCAUUGGGCUCGAAGGAUAACAACAAAAAAUCCACGGUUGAACUGAAGAGAACGGCCAGCGGCUCUGGAGUCCUUGGUGGUGGUGUCACGAAGAAGAGGCAAACAACCUCGAGCACAAGCUCGCUCUCAAUCAAAGAGUCCGUCACAGAAGAUGAGGAGCCUGCGAGGAAAAAGGUCCACACCAGUGUUGAAAAGCGAGUUGCUCCUGAGGUUAUGAGUGAAAACAAGGUGGAGAGUGUUCCGGUUGAGGCUAUCAAAGAGCCAGAAGCCGAACUCCCUCUCGACCUUGAUGCCGAGGAUAUUGACGACCCAUUGAUGGUCGCUGAAUACGUCCACGAGAUUUUCGACUACCUGAAGGAGCUCGAGGUUGCAACCAUGCCCAACCCAGUCUACAUGAAGCACCAGGAAGAUUUGGAAUGGAAGAUGCGUGGCAUCCUUGUCGACUGGCUGAUUGAGGUUCACACUCGUUUCCACCUUCUGCCGGAAACUCUCUUCCUUGCUGUCAACAUCCUCGAUCGUUUCUUGUCUGCCAAGGUGGUUCAGCUCGAUCGCCUCCAACUCGUUGGGGUCACGGCCAUGUUCAUCGCUUCUAAGUACGAGGAGGUCCUCUCGCCUCACGUUCAGAACUUCCGCCACGUCGCCGACGACGGAUUCACGGAAGCCGAGAUCCUCAGCGCCGAGCGCUACGUUCUGUCAGCCCUCAACUAUGACCUAAGCUACCCCAACCCAAUGAACUUCCUCAGACGUAUCUCGAAGGCCGACAACUAUGAUAUCGAGACCCGUACUUUGGGCAAGUACCUCAUGGAGAUCAGUCUCCUUGAUCACCGCUUCAUGGGCUAUCUUCCUAGCGAGAUCGCCGCUUCGUCCAUGUACUUGGCUCGCAAGAUCCUUGACAAAGGCCCUUGGGAUGUCACCCUCGCACACUACGCUGGAUACUCGGAAGAACAAAUUGAGCCAAUCUUUAUUCUUAUGGUCGACUAUCUCGCUCGCCCAGUCACACACGAGGCGUUCUUCAAGAAGUAUGCCAGCAAGAAGUUCAUGAAGGCAUCAAUCCACUCCCGCCAAUGGUCCAAGAAGCAUGCCGAAGAGCUCGGCAUCGAAAUCUCUCAACCUUUGGAUUCCGUUUCUCAAUAAACGAGAUAAUAUAAACAAUGCUUGGCAUAUUCAAACUGAGUUUUCGCUACAACUGAAAUGAACUCUUUGGAUGGAUCACGAAAGAAAAAUUACGAACGGUAGACGGAAAAACGACUCUACUCGGAUGGGGCCAGAGCAAUCCUGCUGGUUCCCAAUAUUUUGCAAUGCAAUGGUGUUUGCUUUUCGCACUGGCCUGGUUCGGUGCACCACUUAUUUCCUUCACUCAUCUGUCUGGCGUCAUGUACAUGCUCGAGGCGUGCUAGGCGUUUGGACAAUAUUGCUUUUUUGCUAUUGGUCUGCUCUACCCUUAUCUUCAUACCCGCUUCCUGGGCCUGCUGCCUCGCAAUUUAAUAGCGGCAUUGCCAGGGAAUGCCUUCUACUCUUGUUUGUGUAUCGAAAUGGGGGGGUGGGACGUUUGCAUGUUUUCGGCCUUCAUCUAUCUUCAGGCUUGGCUUGAUAGUGCUCAUAAAUGGAUCGGGGGGGCGAAAACGCGUAUAGGCUUCGAUGGAAUAGAAGAGGCUUACAAUGAAUUAACAUCAAAAUAAU
Pseudogymnoascus verrucosus is the source of this 2352-nucleotide messenger RNA. RefSeq names its product G2/mitotic-specific cyclin (gene CLB2). The record is from RefSeq and is a predicted model, not a curated record. The coding region runs from base 340 to 1806 and encodes 488 amino acids. The transcript has 4 exons. Gene Ontology annotation, molecular function: cyclin-dependent protein serine/threonine kinase regulator activity. Gene Ontology annotation, cellular component: nucleus; cyclin-dependent protein kinase holoenzyme complex; centrosome. Gene Ontology annotation, biological process: regulation of cyclin-dependent protein serine/threonine kinase activity; G2/M transition of mitotic cell cycle. Lineage: Eukaryota; Fungi; Ascomycota; Leotiomycetes; Thelebolales; Thelebolaceae.